Molecule: messenger RNA, 3950 nt
Organism: Ceutorhynchus assimilis (cabbage seed weevil)
Lineage: Eukaryota; Metazoa; Arthropoda; Insecta; Coleoptera; Curculionidae
Source: the annotation of a GenBank genome assembly
CGGGAAUCCCAAUCACAAUCGCAGAGCUUAAGGGACCGCCGAAAGGUCUCGCACGGUUGAGCGCCCUUUGGACGUGUUUACAUUUUUACUACGAAAAUGAUUUUGUUAUUAAUUGAAAUUUUCCUUUGUGUCUGAGUGAAUAAAAUGUGGAACAGAAAAGGCCUCGAAAGUUGAGGCUCGGACAAAAAAAAAAAACGAGUUUGUGCUUUUGUGUACUGAGCAGCUGGGGAAAGCUGCUUGAGACAGCGUGGCGCUAAGAUUCUUUGGUGAACCGGCAAAAAUGAUCCUAAGGAUUAUAACGGCAACUACGAUCCUAGCAACGACAUGCUCGGUUUUACCUUCAUGUAAAAAAAACGAGUUCCAAUGUCUAAGUGGUCGUUGUAUAGGACUGCAUAAGUUCUGUAAUGGAGUUUCGGAUUGUGAGGAUGGCACCGAUGAAAAACCAGCUUGUACAUCUUGCAAUAUCUCAUACUACGGCCUCGUGGGACGCACAUAUCAAUUGGAAGUGAAAAAACCUCCCGAUUUGCCGUUUCUUUGUUAUCUCAACUUCACCGCUGGCGGAGGCGUUUUCGGCGAACUUGUACAGUUAUCAUUUGAGUCAUUCUCUAUUGGCACCUUCGAAUCUUUCACAACAGCAGGUUGUCCUGACGGCUAUAUUCAAAUAAAAGAAGCAAAUAGACCAUCUUCGGCAGGAAAAUGGUGCGGCAGUGCCUGGGGAUACACCGUUUACUACAGCGAAACGUCAAGUAUUAAUCUUACUUUGGCUAUGAACAGGAUACCGCAACAGCAAAGUUCCGCUUACAGCUUCGAAUUUAAACUUUCUUACAAGUUUUUGAAGUUGUCGGAUGCCAGGCUACGCUACGGGAAUCAGACCCAAAGGACUUACAGGGGUAAACUUAGUGUCGGAAGUUACUGCGAUCGUUUGCUCGAAGGUUGUUCCAGACGAAAUUGUAAAAUUCAAUCACCCAACUAUCCAGGGAUUUACCCGAGAAAUGUCACUUGCCAUUACAGGGUGAGAGAAAAAAAUGUGCCGGCAGACAAGCACGCCCUCAUAGCUAUCAGACAAUCGAAUUAUCAGUACAAAGAAAGCGCCCCUAAAUUUGACAGUAGCGGCGAUAAAAUGAUGAAAAUUUGGGAUAAAUGCAACAUGAUUCAAGACUACAUCGAAAUCUACGACGGCUGGGGCUCAUCGGCUACACCCCUGGCGCAUCUUUGCAGCGGAGAAACUAUUCCGGAAAUCGUUUCGAGCGGUCCAGAAUUGCUUUUAAAAUUUCACACGUCACCGUUUGGUAAUCCUUUUCAUCCUUUACCUUUGUCCUAUUUGCCUGGAUUUGAGCUCGAAGUUCGAGUAUUUUUUGUGAACAAAGACUCGCCUACGUAUAUAGUUCCUGGCAAAAAAUGUGAAUUUUUGAUUACGUCGUUUGAUAAUAUCACAGGUGUGCUAGAAAGUCCUGUGCACUCUUUGCCUCCGAAUACUACUUGUCACUACCAUUUGAGGGGCCAAUCAAAAGACAUAAUAUGGAUCUCCUUUCUAAAAUAUCACAUAAACAACGAAAAAAUUCACGAUUACAACAGCGGCGGGUGCGACAUUCAAUUGCAAAUUUGGGACGGCGAUCUCAAAAGUCGAAAUUCCGCCCAACUGAUUGGGCAAUUUUGCAAGGACGACAAACCCAAAUUGUGCGAUCACGCUUUACUGAGCAACUCGUCCAGAUUAACCAGACCUUGCAGUUUAUCCGAAAGCUACAUCAGCACAAAUUCAGACCUGACAAUAACCCACACCCUUAAAUACGGAACAGUCAUGUACCCAAUCCAAUUCAGCCUCCGAUACGAAUUCAUCGACUUAUCACAAGAAGGUCUACAAAUCAACAGGAGCCCGUGCGACCGCCUAUUCGCCGAAUCCAAAGGCCGAUUUUACUCGCCGAAAAUCACUUUCCUGUUCGGGCGAGGCGGCCAAAAAGACCUGAACUGUUUGUACCAAUUUGAAUCUGCCGAAGCGCAAAAUUUAAAGUUGACUUUCACCAAAGCAGGAUUCGGUCGCAAAGAUUGUCAAACGGAGUUUAAUCCAGAAGUGAAUCGAUGGCAAUGUAGUAGUAAAUCGGAAAUAGAUGGACGUGCCAUUAUUACAGUUUCGGAAUUUCCUUGGACCGAUAUCGAACUGAAACGGCAUUGUUUGUGUAGCAAUAUUACUGAUGAACCUUUUGUUAUUGUUAGUAAAGCUACAAGGAAGUUGGUUGUGAAAUUUACAGUUACAAAUAUGCUGAGUACUGAAGACUACAGCAGCUAUUUUUUCGAUGCCACUUUCGAAUUUUUAACUCCGGACAGUACAAAUAACUGCUUCAAUCCCUGGAAAAGUCGCAGAUUGCGAGGUUCAAGCGGAGAAAUCAGUAUAAGAAACGACAACCAAGAGCAUUUAAUGGAAAAAUUUGACAAUAACGAUAUUGCAAGCAAUCAAUCAAUAAGUUAUUGCUUACACCAACCAUGGCUCAUCGAACCCGAAGAAGAUUGCAAUUUUAUCUAUUUAAAAGUCCGUGGAAACGAACGCAGAGACUCUCGUCUUUGCCCAAGCAAAAAUCGCAUUCUAAUUUAUCCAGCAGGUCACUCGGAAGACUAUCAUGUAAUUUGUCCAUCAUCCAGUUCCGAUACUGUCGAGCUGUUUUCAGAAGGCUGGAGCAUGUUCAGCUACAAAAAACUGCAAAAUCGUAACGCACGAAGUUUCAUUAUAGAGUUUCUCCGAAGAGAACCUGGAAACUUUCUAAUAACUUGGAUGGAAAUCUCCAAAAAUCCCGCGUUGGCUCUACCGAGUCCCUAUAUCAGGGCACCGGACUGUCCUCACAGUUGUCCCGAAUUAGGGGCCUGUAUCAGUUCCAAAUUGUGGUGCGACGGCUUGCCGCACUGUCCCUCGGGAAACGACGAGCAGGAAUCCAAUUGUGCUGUGGCGUCGAAUUUUAUUUUUGCUCAUUUGAAUUCGAUUGCUCUGGGUGCAAUUGCUUUUGUGGUACUCGCUACUCUAGUGAUAGCUGUAACGGUGAUAGUGAAAAGUUGGAAAAGGGAUCAGAGAAAUGUGAUAGUGUCAGUGACUGAACAUACUUUUUUGGAGUUUAAGAGCGGGCUGUGUUAGAUUUUGUUUUUGAAUGAGAAUGAUGGCAGAAAUUAACAGAUUGGUCAAUUUUUUUAAAGAAAGUUCAAAUUUGGUUAUCUUUAAACUUUUGUUGUUGUUAAAGGUUUGUUCUUUUUAACCAUCCUCUUUUAUAAUUUGUCCUUCUUAGCUUGUAUUUUGUAAUUGAUCCCUACCUACAUAACUGAUAUAAGCAUAAGAGAAAAAUGUCUUAAUGAAACUUCCUGUGUAUAUUCCUUGUCCAUAUCUUGAUCUGUAAUAUUUUGUUGAGCUUAUUCUUGAAAAAGGAUAAUUUUAAAAUUGAUUAAAAGUAAGUUGUAAUUUUUGACUGAUGUAUAAUAAAUAAAAUGUUAAAUUGUAUAGUUGGCAAGUUGUUGAUGAAAAGAGAAAAUGUUGAGCAAGGUUUGUUAAGUAUUUGAUCUUGCAGAAGAUGAAACAUGAUAAUAAUGAUGAUGUCAUUUUUUUUAUAAUCUUUAAAUUGACAAUCGAUAUGUUAUAAGUACAAAAACACCGUUUUUGUUUGUUAAUUAUUACUGUUAAAAACACAAGUAAUAGCAAUAAAGAAACUGCAGGAAUAAUACCUUUGAUAAACAUAAUCAAUAUUGUAAAAAAAAUGUUAAAAGAAAAACUAUUAUGAUUGGUAUUAAUGAUGACUGACAAUAUCGUUGUAAAAUGUAAAUAUGUUUAGCGUUUUUUAUUAUAAAUAAAAUAAUGUAAUAAAAGAAAAUUUGCCUUUUUCUUCAAUGUCAAACAACUCCGGAUAAAUUUGAAUGAGCUAGAAGAAAAUAAAUGAACUCCUGCAAGGAAAUAAUGUUAUGAAGAGAAGAGAGUGAAG